This is a messenger RNA of Bombina bombina (fire-bellied toad), 2856 nucleotides long. RefSeq names its product gastrula zinc finger protein XlCGF26.1-like. The record is from RefSeq and is a predicted model, not a curated record. The coding region runs from base 327 to 1928 and encodes 533 amino acids. Gene Ontology annotation, molecular function: RNA polymerase II cis-regulatory region sequence-specific DNA binding; DNA-binding transcription factor activity. Lineage: Eukaryota; Metazoa; Chordata; Amphibia; Anura; Bombinatoridae. The transcript is spliced from 6 exons. Gene Ontology annotation, biological process: regulation of transcription by RNA polymerase II.
CAGCAUCUAUAAUGCAGCUUCCUGUAGAUGUAUUGCCAAUGCCAAUUUGCCAUUUGAUCGCUGCAGUCAGUAGUUACUGUAAUGCGGAACAAACUGCUGCCCUCUAAGAUCUCAAUACAUCAGUUUCAUGCAGGUCUUAGUGCUACACAACGUCACUGACCAUGAACAAGAUGAAGAUGAAGCUGCCUGAGCAGAUCCUGAAUCACAUCUUGGAGAUUCUCUACCUGCUGAUGGGAGAGUUGUAGGUCAGUGUUACUGUGACAAGGUGAGUUCCAGUUACUUGGAGUUCUUGGAGUAUUGGGGCUGACUCACGUGUGACCAACAAGAUGACGACUGAGAAGAACCAAACCUCAGAGAUCUACAUGCUGACUGGGGAGGAACAAAUGGAGUUUGAUGAAGUUGCAGUUUAUUUCUCGGAGGAGGAGUGGGGCUAUUUAACUGAAGAACAAAAAGAGCUUUAUAAGGAUGUGAUGAUGGAGAAUUACCAGACCCUCAGGUCUCUAGGAUAUGUUCAUAUGAAACCUUUACUUGUUACAAAGAUUGAGCAUAGAGAGGAGCCGUAUGUGAGCAGUUUUCCAAAUAACAAAGGUGAAUUCACAAACUACAGUUGUGGUCAGAGGGGAAAUGCUUCUUUCAGUCUUUUCCAAAAUCAAAGAAGUCAAAAAGGAAAUUUAUGUUCUGAAUGUGGGAAAUGUUUCACAGAGAAAUCCUUUCUUUUUGACCAUCUGAAAUCUCAUACAGGAAAUAAAGAAUUGUCAUGUUCUAAAUGUGGGAAAUGUUUUUCUCGGAAAUCAUAUCUCAUUAUGCAUCACAAAAUUCACACAGGAGAAAAGGCAUUUUCAUGUUCUGACUGUGGAAAAUGUUUUACUUGGAAAUCAGUUCUUAUUGAUCAUCAGAAAAUUCAUACAGGAGAGAAAGCAUUUUCAUGUUCUGACUGUGGGAAAUGUUUUACUCGGAAAUCAUAUCUUAUAAUGCAUCACAAAAUUCAUACAGGAGAAAAAGCAUUUUCAUGUUCUGACUGUGGGAAAUGUUUUACUAGGAAAUCAGACCUUAAUACUCAUCACAAAAUUCACCUAGGAGAAAAAGCAUUUUCAUGUUCUGUCUGUGGGAAAUGUUUUAGUCAAAAAUCAAAUCUUAUUCAUCAUCAGAAAAUUCAUUCAGGAGAAAAAGCAUUUUCAUGUUGUGAUUGUGGGAAAUGUUUUACUCGGAAAUCAUAUCUUAUUAAACAUCAGAAAAUUCAUACAGGAGAAAAAGCAUUUUCAUGUUCUGACUGUGAUAAAUGUUUUACUCGGAAAUCAUAUCUUAUUAAUCAUCAGAAAAUUCAUACAGGAGAAAAAGCAUUUUCAUGUUCUGACUGUGGGAAAUGUUUUACUAGGAAAUCAGACCUUAAUACUCAUCACAAAAUUCACCUAGGAGAAAAAGCAUUUUCAUGUUCUGUCUGUGGGAAAUGUUUUAGUCAAAAAUCAAAUCUUAUUCAUCAUCAGAAAAUUCAUUCAGGAGAAAAAGCAUUUUCAUGUUGUGAUUGUGGGAAAUGUUUUAUUCGGAAAUCAUAUCUUAUUAAACAUCAGAAAAUUCAUACAGGAGAAAAAGCAUUUUCAUGUUCUGACUGUGAUAAAUGUUUUACUCUGAAAUCAUAUCUUAUUAAUCAUCAGAAAAUUCAUACAGGAGAAAAAGCAUUUUCAUGUUCUGACUGUGGGAAAUAUUUUACUCAGAAAUCUCAUCUUAUUCAACAUCACAAAAUUCACACAGGAGAAAAAGCAUUUUCAUGCUCUGACUGUGGGAAAUGUUUUAAUCGGAAAUCACAUCUUAUUCAUCAUCAGAAAAUUCACACAGGAGAAAAAACAUAUUCAUGUUCUGUCUGUGGGAAAUGUUUUACUAUGAAAUCAACUCUUAUUAUGCAUCACAAAAUUCACACAGGAGAAAAGUAAUUUUCAUGUUUUGGCUGAGAAAUGUUUUACCCUGAAAUCGCAUCUUAUUAUGCAUCAGAAAAAAUCAUACAGGAGAGAAAGAAUUCUCAUGUUCUGGCUGUGGAAAAUGUUUUACUCUGAAAUCACAUCUUAUUAUGCAUCAGAAAAUUCAUACAGGAGAGAGGAUUUUUAUAUUCUGAAUGUGAUAAAUGUUUUGCUCAGAAAUCAAAUCUUAUUACUCUGCAGAAAAUUAUUAAAGGAAAUCAGAGCUUAACCUCUUCAGUGCAGAGACACAUAAUCAACAUCUGUGCAUUUUUUGGAGUGCUGGUAAUGACUACAUGUGGACCUCCAUGGUGGAUGAGCUUUUGUAGCUUUUUGAGGAUCCUCUGCAUCUCAAGUGUUUAAAAAGUGUCCCAUUGUGUUUGGAAAUUGGGGUCCCUAUAUAGGUUUGAGUAGCCAAGCGAUCACCUGCCACAAAUGUGCAUUUAUUUGAGUUUCAUGGGAGGGUGCAUCUAUGUGUAGAUACCCUAAGGCCCUUAUUAUAUGUUGAUAAACCCAUCUUUUAAAUGUAGACACUAUUGAAAGCAUUAUAGUCAAGUGGUCACUGAGAUGACAGUGUUUCCCUAGCUGGAAUUUAAAUUGAUCUAGUGCAUAGCUGUACACGGUGAUGAGCCCCUGUGUUAACAUCAAAGUGCAAGAGACCACAAUGGAACCCACCAGGGUUGUCCCCUCUAUUAUUUGCUCUCUCCAUUGAACUGUUGGCUGUAGCUAUUUUGAAAAAAAAAAACAGAUGAUAAAGGGUCUCUUCUUAUAUGGUACUUAUCAGAAACUGAGUCUGUUCGCAGACAACCAAGUCUUUUUAAUGGAACCUGAAAAAUUCCUUCCAAUUUUGUUUUGACUUGUUUAAUUACUUUGGUUCCUUAUCUUAUAAACUAAAUGUUGAUAAAAA